This is a messenger RNA of Penicillium verhagenii, 348 nucleotides long. RefSeq names its product cytochrome c oxidase subunit VIIa. Bases 1 to 348 code for a protein of 115 amino acids. The record is from RefSeq and is a predicted model, not a curated record. The transcript has 4 exons. Gene Ontology annotation, biological process: mitochondrial electron transport, cytochrome c to oxygen. NCBI's taxonomy places the organism in Eukaryota, Fungi, Ascomycota, Eurotiomycetes, Eurotiales, Aspergillaceae.
AUGCCUGCCGCCAUCGCCCCAAUCACCGGCAUGCUCCGCCGGGGUCUUGUCCUGGACCUGAGCGUCGCUUUCGAAAAUGAGUUGGGUUCAACCUGGCGCGAUCAAAGGAUACUCGCAAAACCAACUUCGGCAUACCGCAUGCGACACAUACUCGAAUCUGGAAUUGAACGACCGGUGGAGGGAAUCAGGGCAUGGAAGAAACGGCUCACUAACCAACACUCUCCUCCGACAGGCUUCGGUACUACCUUCGGUUACCUCUGGUGGUACGGUUUCCACCUUCCCCGCGUCCGUGAGCGUGAUGUCUACUACGCUCGCCUCGAGGCCGACCGCGCUGCUGGGCGCGUUUAA